AGAUAGCGCCGCCAUUCAAGCGAGGAAUUUCAAACAGCUGUCAGUCCCGCGCGGAAGGUCUGUGGGGGUGAGACGCUGCCGGUCGCGAGCAUGUGUGGGUUCCACGCGCUGAAGGCCUGCGGGGUCGCCAUAGCUGUGUUUGCUAUACUAGGAUCCCUGGGUACAGAAGGCUUUUUUGCAUGGAAAGUCUACGAAGUGAAUAACGAAUGCGACAACAACGUCUCUAUUUGCAGACAUGAAGACUUGGAAGUGCGGUCAUACGUUGGCUUAGCAGAAGGCAUUUUGGGGACGGCGGUGUCCGUAUGCUUUGCCAUUGGCUUUGGUGCCCCUGCCGUCGCCCUUAUUUGGGUGUGGAUGUUCUGGGCUCUGGGAAUUUCAGGUUAUAAUUCCUACUGCAUCUAUGACUUCCACCAAGCCAUCAUUGGGAACCAGUCGAGCUUUCCUUGGGACACGGUCGUUGAUGACGAUUAUGGAUUUUUCUUUAUCGAGGCUAUCUGCUCCGUUUCCUUGCACCUCUUUAUCGUUAUUAUCACUCUGCCCCUUGGCGUUGCUCUCACUCGCAUGUACUGGAAAGGGAACAUCGCAAGUUAUACUGUGUACAACUGGGACAACGACGCAUUCGAGAUGGACUAAAGGCGAGGCUGCUCCACAUGGGUGUGCUAUGGUUCUGUUCCCGUCUGCCUCAGCAAGUUCAUCAUUUCAUCGGAAGGAGUGAUUUGCAUUAUACUCAUAAAUAUGGAAUCACGUGUGCGGACGUACACGUAUGUAUGUCUCUGACUAAUAUUGUCUAGCAUCUGUUAAUUUUUUUUCCGUGUUUCUGUCUCUACAUAUAAAUUCUCUCCCUCUCUCUCUCUCUCUCUCUCUCUCUCUCUCUCUCUCUCUCUCUAUAUAUAUA
Messenger RNA from Penaeus chinensis, 895 nucleotides. RefSeq lists its product as uncharacterized. NCBI's taxonomy places the organism in Eukaryota, Metazoa, Arthropoda, Malacostraca, Decapoda, Penaeidae. The transcript is spliced from 6 exons. The coding region runs from base 91 to 633 and encodes 180 amino acids. The record is from RefSeq and is a predicted model, not a curated record.